Messenger RNA from Saprolegnia parasitica CBS 223.65, 364 nucleotides. RefSeq lists its product as hypothetical. The transcript has 2 exons. The record is from RefSeq and is a predicted model, not a curated record. The coding region runs from base 17 to 364 and encodes 115 amino acids. NCBI's taxonomy places the organism in Eukaryota, Oomycota, Saprolegniomycetes, Saprolegniales, Saprolegniaceae.
CCGGAUACGGAGCCAGAUGGUUUGUCGCAUGGCCGAUGAGCGACCUAUGUGCAAUCAUUCCAGUCGCCGCCGGCCGGACUGCGACCCUGCGUCUCCCGUCUUGGCCGCUUCCGCUAAGCUAAUCGAAGGUCCGCGCCUUCUCUUCAACCUCCUCGUUUGGCCUACCGCCCACGGCCACGAGCACGGCGCCGUCGACCACGUGCACGCUGUGACGAGCUCCUCGACGAGAAGGCCUAUGCAGGCGUCGUGCUUUGCCAUGGCGCGGGACCAAAAGCGCCGCAUGACGAGCGACCGAGUCGACCCGACGGAGCACCUCCGGCGAAUUCUGUUGACCGCCUCGCUGGCACGUCGGUCGCCUGCAUAG